AUGGCCCAGAGAAGCGCCUUCCCCGCCGCCGCGCUCCGGCUCUGGACCCUCCUGCCGUGCCUGCUCGUGCUGCGGGCGGAUGCCGGGCAGCCGCGGGAGGAGAGCCUGUACCUGUGGAUCGAUGCCCACCAGGCGAGAGUGCUCAUAGGAUUUGAAGAAGAUAUCCUGAUUGUUUCAGAGGGGAAAAUGGCCCCCUUUACACAUGAUUUCAGAAAAGCACAACAGAGAAUGCCGGCUAUUCCUGUCAAUAUACAUUCCAUGAAUUUUACCUGGCAAGCUGCAGGGCAGGCAGAAUACUUCUAUGAAUUCCUGUCCUUGCGCUCCCUGGAUAAAGGCAUCAUGGCAGAUCCAACUGUCAAUGUCCCUCUGCUGGGAACAGUGCCGCACAAGGCAUCAGUUGUUCAAGUUGGUUUCCCAUGUCUUGGAAAACAAGAUGGUGUGGCAGCGUUUGAAGUGAAUGUGAUUGUAAUGAAUUCUGAAGGCAACACCAUCCUGCAGACACCUCAAAAUGCUAUCUUCUUCAAAACAUGUCAACAAGCUGAGUGCCCGGGAGGCUGCCGAAAUGGAGGCUUCUGUAAUGAGAGACGCAUCUGCGAGUGUCCCGCUGGGUUCUACGGACCUCACUGCGAGAAAGCCCUUUGCACACCACGAUGUAUGAAUGGUGGACUUUGCAUUACUCCGGGUUUCUGCAUCUGCCCACCUGGAUUCUAUGGAGUCAAUUGUGAUAAAGCAAACUGCUCAACCACCUGCUUUAAUGGAGGGACCUGUUUCUACCCUGGAAAAUGUAUUUGCCCUCCAGGACUAGAGGGGGAGCAGUGUGAAAUAAGCAAAUGCCCACAACCCUGCAGAAAUGGAGGUAAAUGCAUUGGUAAGAGCAAAUGUAAGUGCUCCAAAGGUUACCAAGGAGACCUCUGCUCAAAGCCCGUCUGCGAGCCUGGCUGUGGUGCACACGGAACCUGCCAUGAACCCAACAAAUGCCAAUGUCAAGAAGGCUGGCACGGAAGACGCUGCAACAAAAGGUACGGAGCCAGCCUCAUGCAUGCCCUGAGGCCAGCAGGCGCCCGACUCGGGCAGCACACGCCUUCACUUAAAAAGGCCGAGGAGCGGCAGGAUCCACCUGAAUCCAAUUACAUCUGGUGA
Cynocephalus volans (Philippine flying lemur) is the source of this 1140-nucleotide messenger RNA. It is a transcript of the gene WIF1, whose product is annotated as WNT inhibitory factor 1. Lineage: Eukaryota; Metazoa; Chordata; Mammalia; Dermoptera; Cynocephalidae. Gene Ontology annotation, cellular component: extracellular region; cell surface. Bases 1 to 1140 code for a protein of 379 amino acids. Gene Ontology annotation, biological process: anatomical structure development. The transcript has 10 exons. Gene Ontology annotation, molecular function: signaling receptor binding. The record is from RefSeq and is a predicted model, not a curated record.